Molecule: messenger RNA, 1083 nt
Organism: Bursaphelenchus okinawaensis
Lineage: Eukaryota; Metazoa; Nematoda; Chromadorea; Rhabditida; Aphelenchoididae
Source: the annotation of a GenBank genome assembly
AUGGCCCAGUACGUACCGUGGUAUCUGAAGCAAUCACCGCCCGUCUUCUGCUGGCCAUGCGUUCCAGUCUACACGGGUAUCUGGCCAGGCCGCAAAUGUGUUUUAAUCAUCGGAGGAUGUUUGUUCGCUAUUGGAAUCAUGAUCUUGUUAUGCCUCCUACUUUUAUGUAUCGCCAUUGAAUGUGCAGCUGUGUAAGUAGUACCUUUAUAUUGCAUUAGUACCUUGGUAUAGAUAAGAGUAUUAAAGAAAGACUGGUAAAAAAUUACCAAGAAGCUACAUUCAAUUUUUUUAAAUUACACACAAAAUUGAGAGUAAAAUUUUUAAAAAAUUUUAAGACAUACCCAAACUAAAAAAUUACCAAAUUUGACAAGAUCCGCAGCCAAUUAUAAUUCGUCACGAAUCGUAUAUUAAUCAUGUAAUUAUAGGUCAGCCGGCCUGCUUCCCUUGGCCAUUAUCCUCAUAUUAGUAGGUAUCUUGCUCUUCCAUUGUGGCUGGGCCGCUCAUUUACUAGACUAUGGAGGAAAGGUGCCAACAGAGUAAGUGAUAAACUACAUUUUAAACACGACUACAAUUACAAUCAUAUGGACGCCUUAACACACUACCUUUUCAAUUUCAAUGCCUAUUUAGAAAAAGCUUAACAUAAAUGAGCAGUACAAUUAAAAAAAUACAAAAUAUGUCGUAUUACUGUCCCAUUUCAGAGAAAUAUACCACAAAAGAACGACACGAGGUGUCAAUGAAGCUGACGACAAUGGUGACGAUGAAGAAGAGCUUGUAGGCGUAGAAGUCAUCGAACAAAAGCCCCAACAACCCAUCAAGCAAGGAUUCUGGCAAUUCGAACAAAACGACUCUUGGCAAAACGUUACAAACCCAUACCCAAUCCAGUAAGUGACCUAAUCACGUAAAAUAUAUUAUUCUACAAAUACAGAAAGGUUUAUUUUGGUUUCUAAACAUGAAUUUAAAUUAUGACCUUAGCUUUCACAAAAAAUAAGACAAUAUUAUAUAAAAAAAUAUUCGGAAUUGUUACCUAAAAUUAUUUACAGGCACACCUUGAAGCCAGUUCUCGACCGUCAACCUUAUGUUUAG